AUGAGCCCAAGUGGGCAAGCUGCGCAGGAGAUCGACCCAGUUCGUGGAGAUCAAAGGCCCAACGGCGUAAUGCCAGGACCUAGGAGGAUUCCUGCAGACGAGGCUGCCUAUGAGCGUGCCUUAGCGGCAACCGGACUCGGCGCGACGGAACCUCAUUCCGGCCAUGGUUUUGCUGGUGGGAGUGUUGGUGAUGGAGAUGCAGUUCCGGGGCCAGUGGGAGCAAGAACAGAGCAGAGUCAGCCUGAUAGCAAUUUGCCUGGAAUUGGUAGUGAUGCUGGGGCUGGUGAUCGUGGUAUGCAGACAGGAAGAAGAAUGUCGAGGGUCGGUCAUGAGGUGUUUGCGUCGCCGGCUUCAGGACGUGGCGUGGGCAAUGAUCCAGUGCUAUUUCCUCAUGCUGGUGUUCAGCAGCAGUCCAGUGACAGAGCGGAGUCUCAGGCGCUUUUGUUGCCAUCUCCGUUUCCUUCUCCGACGUCGCAAGCGGUGUCCACUGGUGAGUCUUCACAGGGAUUUAAUCUGGUGGGUGCUGCAGCGAUGAAGUGGGUUGCCAAGCUGGGUGAGUUCGUGCAGCGGCGUGCGGCAUAUGUGACUCAAUCCCGCCCAGGUGAGCAAACCACUGUGGUGCAAGAGACAUUGUGGUCGCCUACGGCAUCCCAGGCAGCGGCAGCUGAGACCGAGGCUCGGAUUCUUCAGCUUCCUAUACCCGAGAGCAACUUGAGCAAGAAGUUCGUAAGCAAGUGGAACAAGCAAUGGCUUCUCAGCGAAGUGUGGUUGAUGAGAAUCAACAGCUACGGAUGGAGUUGGAAAGGCUACGAAGGGGGGCGACUACGGCAAGUACGCGCUCUGAUGGUAUUCAAGAACGAGAUCCUCUUGGCGGGCGGAGCGGUGCUGGGGCGCGUGGCGGUGAAGGCCGAGGCGUUGUCGAAGGCAAUCCAGCAGGACUUUCCGGACAUGACCGCGAGCAAGGGGGUGAUGUUCUUCAACAAGGACGUGGAGAUGUAG
Molecule: messenger RNA, 999 nt
Organism: Symbiodinium sp. CCMP2592
Lineage: Eukaryota; Dinophyceae; Suessiales; Symbiodiniaceae
Source: the annotation of a GenBank genome assembly